Messenger RNA from Aspergillus neoniger CBS 115656, 1738 nucleotides. RefSeq lists its product as uncharacterized. The coding region runs from base 288 to 1421 and encodes 377 amino acids. Lineage: Eukaryota; Fungi; Ascomycota; Eurotiomycetes; Eurotiales; Aspergillaceae. The record is from RefSeq and is a predicted model, not a curated record. The transcript has 2 exons.
CUGAUCCAUCAAACAGGAACUCCCUUCCCGUUGACCAUGGUUCAAAUCGGUCUUCUGAGCCUGGACAAGCCACAGACUCCCAACGUCAUCGCCUUCUUCAACUCAUUCGUUGCUCGAUCGGUGCCACCGAUCCUUCUUCUCCAGCUAAUGCUCCAUCCACUUGCUGAUCAUCCGAUGUUUCCACCAGUACAAAAGUCGAUACAGAAGGCCACCACAAAGCUAGAGCACGCACAGACACCACCUCGGAAGAAGAUUCUCUCCAGUCUGAGCUGGACCAACACACAAAGAUGAACGGGAUAGAAGUCAUACCAGCAUCCCGGCAAGAAAGGGAAGGAGAGACCCAGAGACGCCGGUCAAUCCUGACUUUGUGGAAAAGAAAGCAUCACGAGAAGGUCGCUCGUCAUGAAGACCACCCAUGCGAAUCCCAAAGCGACCUUUCCAAGGGAAAACAGCCGCAAAGGGAAGUGCCUGAACAGCAAGUGCCAGAAACCCCGCGCGGCGGCGUGCAUGUCCCCACCGCUAUCCCAACCCUAGGGACAACGCGCGCUGGCUCGCAUCAGAAUCCCACACUAGGGUUGGUCGAAGAUGCCAUCAUCCAGGUCAACCAUCUCCAAGACAAAACGGUCAAGUCAUGGCAGACUAUCGACUCCGUGUUGAAGGCAAAGACUGCUGGUAUGCCCAUGAUCAAAUCACAAGUAUACGCUCUUGAGUGCAGAGACAUGGCCGAGACACUGUAUGAGUAUAUGAGCAAGGCCCUCAAGGAGAUGAUAUCGACACGAGAUGAAAUACACGAAGCUUUCAAGCGUGAUCCCGGCCUUCAGAAUCACCACCAAAUCCUGUGGAUAUCGGCCGUGCAAGCAGAAACAAAGGCUCAAGACAUAAUGCGCCUAUACAAGGCUUUGGCAUCGGACAUCAAUCAAACCCUGGGUGCAUAUCACAUGGCCCGUUCCACAGCCAUGAUGAACAGAGAGACCUUUACGCACACAAAGUUGAGGCAGAUCGAGAGCGCCGCUAGAGAGCGUCGUCCAAGCCGAGUGCCCCAAACACAGUCUCCGGAAAGCCAAUACAUCGCCCGAACUGCAGUGCCACUCACAGGACCAGCGACUCCUGGGUACGCGGGAUAUCCCAACCCCAUAACUAUGGAUGUUCAGGAAGGCGGGGAGCAAUCCCCUGAUAUCCCACUCGUUAUGGAAAUGCCACACUUUCCACUAAGCCUUCCUCCGAAGAAGACCCUACCAAAGAUAUCAGACAACAUUCCCACCAGUUCACCUAGUAUCAAUCGUACGAUUUGCAGCGGGCAGCAGGCGGAAGAGAACACUAAGCAAGACCGGCCAGGUGUAUCGGCUACGAAGAAGAUGCAUAUUUUCAGAACGGUGAGUCAACCCUUGUAUCAUCUGUUGUUGUCCACUGAGACCCUAUAAUGACUUUCUUCGCAGCUCUUGCGAGCUGGCUGAAUUAGCAGAGUUGGAUUGUCUUUGUCGAAAUUCAUUACGGACAAGACUGAGUACGUUUGACGACAAGCGAAGAAGCUUCGUUAUGUGCUACCCCAGAUUCGACUCAACUGGUUCAGUAGGCACCAAAAUCAGAGCUGGUAGUCAACCCAAUCCCGCCAGUAGAGUAAGGAAAAGGGAUGUGCAAGCAUUGUGGUCUUACCGAAUAUCCAUGCGAGUCAUUUCCAUCUGACUGUGCGCAUGAAACAUGAUAAAUUGAUGACACAAUGCGAAAUCCACAGUCGGAG